GGAGUAGCGAUGACGUCACGUAAGCAACUCCACAACCACCACCUGCAGCAACUCCGGCACGAUGCCAAGCAGGCCCCCAAUACGCCCCGGUGGCCUUGCACAACUAGCAACAGCCAACAACAAAACAAUAAAUCUUCCCCAGAUAACAAGAUGACUGUUCAUUCCUCUUCUUCUCUCGCGCCAAGUGCCAUUGCGGAACCAUCGCUCCUGCCAUGUCACUCUCCAUCGAAGAGAAGCUCCCCACCGAGCUUCUCGAACAAAUAGUAUCAUUAGUUCCCCGCAAUUCUCUCCUCAGCCUAUGCUUGACUUCCAAAACGCUUAGUCAGCUCGCUACGCCAUGCCUAUACUCGGAGAUAUACCUCAGGGAGACCGACAACCUUGCCGCUCUCGCAUACUUGGUUUUCACUUCCCCCGCCCAUGCCAGUCUGGUCAAAUCCUUCAUCGUGCCUCGUACCUGGGCAGAUGUUGAAGAGAGAUAUUCCAAUGGGUUGUGGCCAGGAUCUGACGACCCUGGAGUCCACGAUGUCUUGAGGAAGAAGUGCUCAGAGUAUACUUCCAGCGUCGAGGAGGCUGAAGAUGUUUAUGGGAAGAUUCAGUCGGCCAAGAAUGAGGAUGCUGUUAUGGCGCUACUGCUCCCCAACCUCCCGAAACUUCGACGAUUGAACAUCAAUUGCGACCUGUAUGGCCACGAUGAUUUCGUCUCGUGGUUGCCCAAGGUCAUCCGUGGGAUAGCAUCGCGCCGCGACUUGUCAGCAGAUAAUUCCCCGAGUCCUUCGAAGAACGGACAGCAGGGCAUACAACCGCACGCAGUGUCAGAGUCUAUCGAUAUCCUGAUUGCUGGAGGAGACGACAAAUAUUCAAGCGCCACCAAUCAUGUAGCAGUCUUCUUCUGUCUACCCAAUGUGCGCUCUAUAUACGGAUGGAAGCACGGCGACAGCGAAAGCCACGAUGAGAAUGAUGUGUUCCCGAAACUGGAGCCACAAUCAUGCCCAGUAGAGUAUCUGGAAUUGCGAUGCGCAAAACUUGACCUGGAGAAUUUCCAAGGCAUGUUGAAUGCGACAAUACCUGGAAGACUCAAGACGUUCAACUACGAACUCGGAGGCUCGUGGGCGUGGUGCGAUACAGAGCAUCCAGCGAUGAUGCGAAGUCUAGAGCCACAUAACGAGACGCUGGAAGCGCUAGGGCUGAGCCACGAAGACUUCUACCCUUACCUUGACGACGAAAGUGCCGAGCGUGGGAAGGCUUACCCAUGUUCCUUCUCUUCUUUCGCGGCUCUCCGGCGCCUCAAAGUCGCUCCCGUGUACAUAUGGGGCCACCGCGGAAUCACUGACGAGGAAACUUUCAAGACCGCCGAAUCGAGAGAUAGACUCUGGUCCACGCUGCCCAAGAGCCUCCAAGAAUUCUGGAUCACACGAGCCCAGAACCAGCAUAUAGACCACAAGGAGGUCGUCGAAUUCGUCCCGAGAUGCUUACUUCCGGCACUUGAUCUGGUGGUGCAGAACAAGCAGACAGCUUUUCCCCAGCUUGUGCACCUGCGUGUCGAACUUCCGCUCCUGGACUGGAAAGACGAAUGGCUGGAUAGCUUAGCAUCGACCUGCAAAGCCGCUAACGCCCAUCAAAUCCGAACAACCAUCAUAUUGUGCGACAUGUUUGACAAAUACGGACGUAUAACUUCGGAGCGAGACUGGGGCUGGAACGAAGACAUCAAGUGGGAGCCAUCGCGCUAUAGUCAAAAUCGAGAAUGCGCAAAAGUAUGGGUUGAGGCUACACCGCAGCGACAGGAACAUCUAGCCUCCAUACUCAAAGACAUGAAGCCUCAGUUCCAAGAAGAGAAUGAGCGAUACAAGGAAAUGCAAGCUGAGAUCAACAAACUGGGCGCGCUAUGCACACAUUGUCAGCUCAGUGGAGAGUACGAUUCCAGCAAGGGCAUCGGCCUACCCGAACGUUUCAUCGACGAGAGGUUAGGAGACGAACCGUACUGGAAAGGUCGAGGUGGUAAACCUGAUGUGGUGACAUGAUGCCAAUCACGACGUCACGAAUAAGGACCUUCCGGCUUUCCGUAUACCUGCAAGGGACAGCCUCGCUGCAUAAUUGCGACGUGUAAGCCGUCCAGGGCUAGCUGCCCUACUCAUGGUGACGUCGUCCUCGUGAUUGAGACCACACCGGAAG
This is a messenger RNA of Alternaria rosae, 2169 nucleotides long. RefSeq lists its product as uncharacterized. The transcript has a single exon. Gene Ontology annotation, molecular function: protein binding. Lineage: Eukaryota; Fungi; Ascomycota; Dothideomycetes; Pleosporales; Pleosporaceae. The record is from RefSeq and is a predicted model, not a curated record. Bases 213 to 2018 code for a protein of 601 amino acids.